Cyphellophora attinorum is the source of this 1362-nucleotide messenger RNA. RefSeq lists its product as uncharacterized. Bases 1 to 1362 code for a protein of 453 amino acids. The transcript has a single exon. NCBI's taxonomy places the organism in Eukaryota, Fungi, Ascomycota, Eurotiomycetes, Chaetothyriales, Cyphellophoraceae. The record is from RefSeq and is a predicted model, not a curated record.
AUGGCUCCUCGGUCCAGCGACACAAUCGUUCCCUCUACGCCGCCUCGCCGCUCACCGCCUGUCUCACCAUCCGACAAAGCCCUCGCAUCGCCUCCGCCGAUGCCAGCCAGCAUGACACCUCCUCCAUCGUCGCAGCCGGUGCGCGCUCAGUCUCCGUUGCGUAGGGACAGUGACACGAAGAACCCGUUACUGGCGUCACCACCUGCAAGCAUCAGAUACAAUAAUUCUGCUUCCCUUCCAGCGUCCGGUGCGAUCGCUUCGGCCAAUCUAAACCAGCUCAAAGACAUGGCGCAAGACUUGCUCGAUGCAGUCAAAGAGGCCCGAACCACAGCUGCGCAUUUCAAACUGCAGUACAGUCUACUCGAUAUGGAAACUCGAGAAGCGGCGCAGCGUGCAGAGAUCGAACACCAAAUGACGAGAAAGGAAAUGGAGGUGCUUCAUGCUGUGGAGCAAAGGCAUCGUGCUGCUCUGACAUUGGCAGCAAGGAACUCGGCGCCUCCGCCGAAUGCUCAGAUUGAAUCAUUGACUCAGACUUGCAAGUCGCUGGAAGAGGAACGCGAUGAGGCCGAGAAGAGAUUGGAACGUGCCAAACGUGUCAUUGAGCUGGAAAAGGAUAAAUCAGAGCUCCUGGCAGAGGAGAAUGAACUACUCAAACGGCGAAUUCGCGAGAAUAGGGAGCACUUUACGCGCUUUAAGAGCCAGUCACCGAAUUGGAGCACACCUCGCGACCUGUUUGCGACGCCUCAUCGCCGAACUCAACAAAGGUUUCCCGAGAGUGCUUCCAGCCAUCAGCCAUUCGCAGCUCUACUCGCAGCUGACCAAGUCUUGAAUGGCGAGAUUCUCAGUGCACCAUCGACACCGACAAAGUCAACAGUAUCGAAGGUGAAGCACGGCCACACACGCGGAGCUCAUUCACUAUCAUCUCUGCACACGACUCCGGCUCGCACUCGACCUAUGACCUCUGACGGGUUUGGUGAAACCAGAUAUCCCAUGUCUGCACCAGCACCUCCAUUUGGAGAGUCGGCAGAGCGAGACCGGCACGAGCGUGAUAGUACCAUAUCGGUCUCAGACGACGAUGGCUCUGUCAGCGACGAUGAAAUUCAACAGUCGCAAGCGAGUUCUCUGGCUACUGACAUGCUGCGGAAAAAUCCUGGGAGCCAGGAAUCGCUAAGACUGUCGCAAGGGGCAGAAAGAUCUAGCAAUUUGUUGCAGUCUAAACUUUUCGGGAAUGUUAGAAAGCCAACAGGAGAUGGCAUAACAGGAAAGCGACGCGGAAGUUUCGAUGAAGACGCGAUUCGAGCUAAGAAGGCACGAUUGGCUGGCGGUGUUGGACUUGGCAUCAAGGAAUGGAACAAUGCAUGA